AUGGACACUUCUACAGACAUUCCAGAUGACGAGGCAUGGAGAACCACACCAUAUGACUAUGACUCUGCUACACCAUGUUCAAGUGACAGUGUACAACAAUUUGGUUCCCAUUUCUUGCCACCAUUAUACUAUUUGGUGUUUGCAUUUGGCCUGCUGGGCAAUGCACUAGUUGUGAUGAUCCUUAUGAGAUACAAAAAAAUCAAGAGCAUGACUGAUGUCUACCUGUUAAAUUUAGCAAUUUCAGACUUGCUCUUCAUUUUCUCGCUCCCAUUUUGGGCAUAUAACGCAACCGACCAAUGGAUAUUUGGGGAAGUAAUGUGCAAACUUCUCUCUGGAAUUUAUCUUGCAGGCUUCUACAGCGGAAGUUUUUUUAUAAUCCUUUUGACCGUGGACAGGUACUUGGCAAUAGUCCAUGCAGUGUUUGCGUUAAAAGCCAGGACAGUUGUCUAUGGCGCCCUCACAAGUGUCAUCAUGUGGGGUGUGGCACUUUUUGCCUCUGUGCCAGAGAUUGUAUUUAACACGUGUAAAAUGAUACAGGGCCGCUUGAAAUGCACUCCUGUUUAUUCAGAUACAACCCAAAUCAACUGGAAUCAAUUCAACACUUUAAAAACCAACCUCAUCGGCCUGGUCUUACCAAUAAUUGUUAUGACCUUCUGCUACACAAUGAUCAUAAUGAACCUGCUUAGAUGCAGGAAUGCAAAAAAGAACAAAGCAGUCAGGCUUAUUUUUAUCAUCAUGAUUGUUUAUUUCAUCUUCUGGGCUCCAUACAACAUUGCUAUUCUGCUCCACGCAUUCCAAAAUUUAUUUUCUCUUGACAAUUGCGACAGCAACAGUAAGUUGGUUAUAGCCAUAGAAGUUACUGAAGCAAUAGCAAUGUCCCAUUGUUGCAUCAACCCUGUGAUCUAUGCUUUUGCUGGGGAGAAGUUCAGAAAAUAUAUUUUCAGCUUUUACCGAAAGGAUGUUGCUCGCAGACUCUCAAAAUAUAUCCCAGUGUUGCAUUCAGAGAAUCCAGAACGAACGAGUUCCACAUACACUCCAUCUACUGGGGAGCAUGAGAUUUCAGCUGUGUUGUAAAGGAUGUCCACAAAGAAUAAGUAUCAUUGACUUUGG
Messenger RNA from Euleptes europaea (tarantolino), 1110 nucleotides. Its product is annotated as C-C chemokine receptor type 5-like. The transcript has a single exon. The coding region runs from base 1 to 1074 and encodes 357 amino acids. Gene Ontology annotation, cellular component: membrane; cytoplasm. Gene Ontology annotation, biological process: chemotaxis; inflammatory response; immune response. The record is from RefSeq and is a predicted model, not a curated record. Gene Ontology annotation, molecular function: C-C chemokine receptor activity. Lineage: Eukaryota; Metazoa; Chordata; Lepidosauria; Squamata; Sphaerodactylidae.